Messenger RNA from Linum tenue, 348 nucleotides. The record is from the annotation of a GenBank genome assembly. Lineage: Eukaryota; Viridiplantae; Streptophyta; Magnoliopsida; Malpighiales; Linaceae.
AUGAAGCUGUUUUCCUCUGUCUUCGCUUGGUUUGACUGCUGGAAACUUAUUGCCUCUUGUGGUGGGUCUUUUGUGUGUAAGAAAAGAAGCAGAAUGUUUGCUGUAGAGUUGCCGCUGCUCUCUGGCUGCUGCUGUCUUUUUUCUUAUUUGUUGUUGAUGCUUUGUAACAAGAGGAAAACGUGGAAUGGAGUAUUUUCUGUCUUUGACUGCUUUUUCGUUAUGAUGGUGACGUUUGUACGAAAAAGAAAGAGAGGAGGUAGAAGAAGGUUCCUCUUCUUUUUAUAUUCUCAGGGGAAAUGGAAGGCGUUGGGGAAUGAUCAGGAGAUGAAGAAGAAGAAGAAGAAGAAG